AUGACAAGCAAGGAGCUGUCCGUAGGCCAGUCGGCCCAAUACGUCGGGCCUUACCGGUUGGAGAAAACCCUUGGGAAGGGGCAGACAGGUUUGGUGAAGCUGGGAGUCCACUGUAUUACGGGACAGAAGGUGGCCAUAAAGAUUGUGAACCGAGAGAAGCUGUCUGAGUCUGUCCUUAUGAAGGUGGAGAGGGAGAUAGCUAUUCUAAAACUAAUAGAGCACCCUCAUGUGCUGAAGCUGCAUGAUGUUUAUGAGAAUAACAAGUACCUGUAUCUGGUGUUGGAGCAUGUCUCAGGAGGAGAGUUAUUUGACUACCUGGUGAAGAAGGGCAGACUGACACCUAAAGAGGCCAGGAAGUUCUUCAGACAGAUCAUCUCAGCGCUUGACUUCUGCCACAGCCACUCUAUAUGUCAUAGAGACCUGAAGCCUGAGAACCUGCUCCUGGAUGAGAAGAACAACAUCCGCAUAGCUGACUUCGGCAUGGCCUCCCUACAGGUGGGGGACAGCCUGCUAGAGACCAGCUGUGGAUCUCCUCACUAUGCAUGUCCAGAAGUUAUCAGGGGGGAGAAGUAUGAUGGUCGCAGGGCAGAUGUAUGGAGCUGUGGCGUUAUCCUCUUUGCACUGCUGGUGGGAGCUCUACCCUUUGACCAUGACAACCUGCGUCAGCUCCUUGAGAAGGUGAAGAGUGGGGUGUUCCACAUGCCCCACUUCAUCCCCCCAGACUGCCAGGCCCUGCUCAAAGGAAUGAUUGAGGUCAACCCUGACAAGAGACUCACGCUAGAAGCAAUACAAAAACACUCCUGGUAUCUUGGUGGUCGUAACGAGCCGUGUCCGGAGCAGCCUCCUCCCAGGCGUGUGUGUGUGAAGAGGAUUGUGUCGCUGACAGAGCUGGACCCCGAUGUACUGGACAGCAUGCACUCUCUGGGCUGCUUCAGAGACCGGGGAAAACUGACCCAGGACCUGCAGUGUGAGGAAGACAACCAGGAGAAGAUGAUCUACUACCUCCUCUUGGACAGGAAAGAGCGUUACCCCAGCUGUGAGGACGAAGACCUGCCGCCCAGGAACGAUAUAGAUCCCCCUAGGAAACGGGUGGACUCUCCCAUGCUGACCCGUCAUGGCCGGUGCCGGCCGGAGAGGAAGAGUCUGGAGGUGCUGAGUGUGACGGAGCAGGGCUCCCCCACACCCACGCGCAGGGCGCUAGACACCUCCGCACACAGCCAGAGGCGGGCUCAUGCUCGAAAACCCUCCAAUGUGGCUGAAUUAAAACAAUUCUGCAAAGAAGACAGGUCUCGUUCAGUCAGUGGCGCUUCAACAGGGCUCUCAUCAAGUCCUCUCAGCAGUCCCAGGGUCACCCCUCAGGGGUCUCCACUCCCCACCCCCCUGGGAACCCCCGUCCACCACCCCCAGCACCCCCCGCCCACCCCUCCCUCCUCCUCCUCCCCUGGAGGCAGCGGGGGGAUGGCCGCCAGUAGCUCCGCCCACUGGAGGACACGCCUCAACUCCUUUAAGAACAACCUGCUGGGAUCGCCACGCUUCCACCGACGCAAACUGCAGGUUCCAACACCGGAGGACAUGUCCAGUCUAACUCCAGAAUCAAGCCCAGAGCUGGCCAAGAAGUCGUGGUUUGGGAACUUCAUCAGCCUGGAAAAGGAGGAACAGAUAUUUGUUGUCAUUAGAGACAAACCGCUUAGUUCCAUCAAAGCUGAUAUAGUCCAUGCCUUCUUGUCGAUCCCGUCCCUGAGUCACAGCGUCGUCUCCCAGACCAGCUUCAGAGCAGAGUAUAAGUCCUCUGGUGGCCCCUCCGUCUUCCAGAAGCCUGUUAAGUUCCAGGUGGACAUUGCCUUCUCUGAGGGAGAGAGGGACAGAGAAAGGGAACGAGCCGAGAGGGAAGGAAAGAGGGAAAAUGGCAUCUACAGUGUGACUUUCACCCUCAUAUCAGGUCCAAGUCGCAGGUUCAAGAGAGUGGUGGAAACGAUUCAAGCCCAGCUACUUAGUACUCAUGAUCAGCCAUCUGUGCAGGCACUGGCUGAUGAGAAGAAUGGGCAGCUGACCUCGCGUCCGCCCAGCACCCCGACCCGGCAAAACUCCCGACGUUCGGAAGGAGGCGGGGACCGGGGCGAGAGGUGUGAGCGUGGUGACGCAGGGAUAGGGGGUAGUGGGAGUGUGCUUCAGAGGAGGGGCUCGGGCAAAGACAAGACCAGACUCCUUUCCUCCAACGGGACACAGUCCCAGCCCUGAGGGAACAUUCUGGAAACAGACAUCAACAGGAUAGGGCAGAUAGACAGAGAUGACACUAGAGGACAACAAAGACAAACCCCUUCAGACUACCACCAUCACCACUACCACCGUCACAUCUACCAAACCACCUGACCCACAAUCAUCAUAACAAACCACUUCUUCAACCUGAAAUGGGCCCAACAAGAUAGUUGGCCACCAAGAUAGAAGAAAGAAAAGAGCAGACGAGAGGAAAACGCAGUGUCACUCAGAUUUGCUUCAGAACAGAAGCCAAGAUCAGAAAAAUGUCUAAUUGUAUGUUUGAAGUACAACACAUCAUGCAGCUGUCAACAACAAUAUGUAGCCAGUAAAAUAAGCGGGCAGACUUAUAUGGGGAAUGGCAGGCUCUGAAUGGUUAAAGGCUAAAUUGAUAUUUUUUUGGUAAGUUAUCCGGUCUACAACCAAUAAGAUGAAAACCAUUGUGGAAAUUCCGAAAUAAUAUCAACAAUUAUAACAGUGUUUCCCAGUUGACGUGGAUCCACUUUUAAGUUUUACUUAACAUCGCUUUUUGGGUCAGUGAGUGAAAUAUUACGGGUCAAGGAAACAGGUUGGGUCCUUUCACUGGAUUCUCAUUAACGAUAAGUUACGAGAACAGAAACAUGGUAGAAUUUAAGAUAAUGAUGAGGAAGACUGCAUCAAAAUCAGAAUGAAGCGUCCAAAUGCAUCUUUACAUCCAAGUAGCUCCAAAGAUGUCA
Messenger RNA from Salvelinus namaycush (lake trout), 2969 nucleotides. Its product is annotated as serine/threonine-protein kinase BRSK2-like. NCBI's taxonomy places the organism in Eukaryota, Metazoa, Chordata, Actinopteri, Salmoniformes, Salmonidae. Gene Ontology annotation, molecular function: protein serine/threonine kinase activity; tau-protein kinase activity; ATP binding. The record is from RefSeq and is a predicted model, not a curated record. Gene Ontology annotation, cellular component: cytoplasm. Bases 1 to 2238 code for a protein of 745 amino acids. Gene Ontology annotation, biological process: intracellular signal transduction; protein phosphorylation; microtubule cytoskeleton organization. The transcript is spliced from 21 exons.